CAGCUCCCGGCCGAAUGUGUGCAGACAGAACGUAACUGUGCUCUGAGCGUUCACACCACGUUAUUACCAUGCUCGCACUUCCACUGAGACAUUUUAUCAGGCCCUUGUGCCAGCGCGUGAGUGUAGGUCUGAGAGCACAGCACUCUGCAGCAGCACAGGCACCUGAACAUGAGCGACCCUGGACCGGACAGGACAGCCUGGCACAGGAUGACCCUGAGAUGUGGAACCUCCUGCGGAAAGAGAAAGACAGACAGUGUCGUGGACUGGAGCUCAUCGCAUCCGAGAACUUCUGCAGCAGAGCAGCUCUAGAGGCUCAGGGCUCCUGUCUCAAUAACAAGUACUCAGAGGGCUACCCAGGAAAGAGGUAUUAUGGUGGCGCAGAGGUGGUGGAUCAGAUCGAGCUACUCUGUCAGAAGCGUGCUCUUGAUGCGUUCGAUUUGGAUCCAGCUCUUUGGGGCGUUAACGUUCAGCCGUACUCUGGGUCUCCAGCUAAUUUUGCUGCAUAUACAGCUGUGCUGAAACCCCACGAGCGCAUCAUGGGUCUGGAUCUGCCUGACGGAGGACACCUUACCCAUGGCUACAUGUCUGAUGUAAAGCGAAUAUCUGCCACCUCCAUCUAUUUUGAGUCCAUGCCCUACAAACUCAAUCCUAAAACGGGUCUGAUAGACUACGAGCAGAUGGAGCUGACAGCUAAACUGUUCCGGCCCAGGCUGAUGAUCGCAGGAACCAGCGCCUAUGCCCGCCUCAUCGACUAUGCCCGCAUCAAGAAGCUGUGCACUGAGUUGAAUGCAUAUCUGCUGGCAGACAUGGCCCACAUUAGUGGCCUUGUGGCUGCUAAAGCUAUUCCCUCUCCGUUUGAGCACGCUGACCUUGUCACCACAACUACCCACAAAUCCCUCAGAGGAGCAAGAGCUGGGCUAAUAUUCUACCGUAAGGGUGUGCGCUCUGUGGAUAAGAAAGGGAAUCAGGUGAUGUAUGACCUGGAGGAUAAAGUCAACUUCUCAGUCUUCCCCUCUCUACAAGGAGGCCCUCACAAUCACGCCAUCGCUGGGGUGGCUGUGGCUCUGCGACAGGCCAACAUGCCCAUGUUCAGAGAAUAUAUUGCACAGGUGAUGAAGAACGCCAAGGCCAUGGCUAAUGCAUUGCUGAAGAAAGAAUACACUCUGGUGUCAGGUGGGACUGAUACUCACCUGGUUCUGGUGGAUUUGAGACCACAGGGAAUGGACGGAGCACGUGCAGAGAGGGUACUGGAGCUGGUCUCCAUCACAGCCAAUAAAAACACCUGCCCAGGUGACAAGAGUGCCCUUACACCCGGUGGCCUCAGACUGGGUGCCCCAGCUCUAACUUCUCGACAGUUUAAGGAGGCUGACUUUGAGCGGGUCGUCGAUUUUCUGGACGAAGGCUUUAAAAUCGCUCUGGACGUUAAGAAGAAGACCAAGAAGCUAGCGGAGUUCAAGAGCUUCCUGCUGGAGGAUGCAGAGACCGUAGCACGCCUCGCCGAACUGCGCAGCCGGGUGGAAGCAUUCGCUCGACCUUUCCCUAUGCCGGGCUUCCAUGACCACUAGCCCAGACCUGAAACAUAGGAACACCGGUAAAGCUCCACAUCCAACUUGGAGUCUUUCAGCGUCUCACAGCAAAGUUACCUGAGAUGAUGGGUAUUGGGAUAGUACUGUUUAUUUUUGAGCGCUUUUGUUUAUCAGGCACCUUGUUGGUAUGAGCAGAAAGUGAAGGGUGACUGACUUUCUCACUGAGCAAAAUGUUGCCAAAUCAAAGAACAAAUCAGUUUUUCACAAAAUGCGACAAACGGUACAAAACGUUUUCUAUUUCUUUUAUACAGCAGCUCUGCUUCAGUGUCAGCUUUCUCAAAUUUCGAAUGAUAUUCAUGAAUAUAAUGAACUAGUCUGGUGCACCUAGAAUUAAUUAUUCAGUUUUUUAAGUGGAUAGAAAUAUUGGUACUUAAUUAAAACUGAAAUUUAAUGUCAAUUUUCCCAAACAAAAGCUGUUCAGUGGAAAAUCUAGCAUGCAGAACAAAAUGUAGGCAACUUUGCUUCCAACAGUAUUAAUUAGGGCUAGGAUUUAAUAUAAACUAACAACCUCUAGCUUAGUCUGAGAACAAAUCAGUGAAUCCUGGUGGCUCAGUGCCCUGUGUGGGCAUCACUGUUUACAAAUCAUUUUUCACCUCAAGUCUUAAUUCUGGACUGCGGAACAAAUAUCAACCAUCAGUGAUUUUUCCUAACCUAACUGCUGCUACUGUUAAAAUGUGGAACAAUUCAUUUGGAUAAAAAGAUAGAAUUUGCAUAUCUAUUUAACUUAAAUCUAAUAUAAAAUAGAGCUUAUGAUGUGUCUGGAGCUGAGCGCUAGAUCACGGGGACCUCAAGUACUGCCAAGUUCUUAACCAGAGCACCUAUACCAGAUAUGCACUGAUUAUAUCCUCUAUUUUCUACCUGAAGUGGUUUAAGGGGUUAAAACUUCAUAAAACAUGACCAGCAUGUCCUCUGUGUCUUUGGUUCUUUUGGUCUGUUCGCAUGACCAGUUUACACUGCCUGGUUUCCUCUUUCCUGGUUCUCUUGUCACCAUUCUACAGCACACUUCCAGUACAAUGUUUUUAUCUGUAAAUUUUAUAAGUAAACCUUUACAAAGUAAUUUUAUAAGAAACUAAUCCCAAUAAAUAUGCAUUAACUUCA
This is a messenger RNA of Trichomycterus rosablanca, 2684 nucleotides long. It is a transcript of the gene shmt2, whose product is annotated as serine hydroxymethyltransferase 2 (mitochondrial). Gene Ontology annotation, molecular function: cobalt ion binding; pyridoxal phosphate binding; glycine hydroxymethyltransferase activity. The record is from RefSeq and is a predicted model, not a curated record. Gene Ontology annotation, biological process: L-serine catabolic process; tetrahydrofolate interconversion; folic acid metabolic process. The transcript is spliced from 12 exons. Lineage: Eukaryota; Metazoa; Chordata; Actinopteri; Siluriformes; Trichomycteridae. The coding region runs from base 69 to 1565 and encodes 498 amino acids. Gene Ontology annotation, cellular component: cytoplasm; mitochondrial inner membrane; BRISC complex.